CUUGCAGGUCGCAUUUGUAAUAAAAACAUAUAUGAAAUUAUUUGAAAAUUUAAUAAAAAAAAAAUAGAUGCUAUGCUUAAAAUGAGUUCGUGAGCCUUAAAUAAAGACAUUGCAGUUCCGGGUGGAAGACUCCUGAUAUAACUAUAUAUUGGCGGGAGAGUACUCCUAAAAAUCGUUAGCCUGAAGUAUUUAAAGUUUUAAACACUUUACCUCGCCACUGUACCUACCUCUGCGACGACGGGUAGCAGAUGUAGGUAUGCUAAGUGUACGUAUUAUAACUUUACGGUGUCAUGGUGGGGGUGAAAGGGAGCGGUAAAACGACGAAGAAGACGACGACGUGGUACGCUGGGCAAGUAUGUGUGCAGGUGAGCUCUGCAGUGCAGCGGGGAAAAUUAACAGAGCGGCUAGCCAAUGCGCGUGUUACUCAGAGAGUUUCGUUGGAUAAGACACGGUUUUCCAGUCACUGUAAUCUUUCGGUGUGAGCUGUACAGCACGCAUAUGUCAUUGACGAUCAAAAGCACCGUAUAAAACAACGGACCCACCGAUCGCAUGGACGCGGUCAAGCUGGAGGCCAAAUGGCCACCCGACAGGAAGUCCACCAUCGAAGCAUCCGAGUUUGGUAUCUACAAGGAGCCGUCCGACGGAAAACGCCUGCGCACCACUGACAAGGCCACCGGAUGUCUUCUGGUACUAUCCCUGAUCGCUGCGGCCGCUGUAGUGCUGUACUUCUCGUUCUAUGAUUAUACAGUUCCAACAACUCAAGGUGCGUCUACUGGACCAAUAGUUAAUUACGCAAAAUAUGUAAAAGAAAGAAAUACAAUGACUACUCAAAUGGUUAACCGUCCAACAGAUGGAUUACUGACCUCAGUUCUAGGUGUGCAAAAUGCCGAAAACUACACGGCACGUGCUUUGGCGGAUGACGUAGAUAUCACCAAGAGGUUUGACGACGGUAAAUUAGGAAACGGUAGGCACAUGCGUUUGUAUCCGCAGCUGGCAUCCCAACAUCCGGAGUAUUUAUCCUACGAUUCAAAUUAUUGGAGAACUGAUUUAAAUAAAAAUAGUAAGCUCGAAUAUACCGAUUCUAUAUACGGGUUCAAUCGGAGAUCGGACUUUCCACAAUUGGCGGCUUAUCGAGCGCCGUUCCCGCCAAAAAGCAUCUUGGACGUAAUGAAGUAUGUGACUGGGGCCCCUCAUAAGGCAAACAUUCCGGAAUACAUGAUAGCACAAGAAUCCAAACCUCAUCGGUACUAUCCUAUCCGACCGGCGGAAGAAGUCAACAGAUUCCUCCCGGAUGUAAAUACGCCAAGUGCCAAUUUGAGAAGAUUCCGCAACAAAUUUGGUCCGCCAGUAUUCUUGACACCACCUAUCAUGUCGUUCCCGGAUGACUUUAUGAAGCCACCUGACCUCGAUGCCCGUUAUUCGAUGGACUUCGAGAAUGACAUUCCUUUAGACCUUACACUACAAGAAGGAUCAGCUAGUGUACCGUCACAUACCGGCGUAAUAUUCCGUCCACCUUUUAACGACGGUUAUCCUGUACCAGACUCUCCAAAACCGAAAAAAGUUAAAAAUAAAAGAAAAAAGAAACCAAUAAGCGUAAUGUUAGACAUCUAUCCAUUAUCGGAUAGCGAACACGAAAAUGAACAAGCUGAAGAAGAAGAUGAAGAACGUCAUUCUGAGAUGAUUACUUCGUUAAAAAAUAAUGUUCUGCACUCAGAUUCAGAUAAAUUAUUGUUUAGUUUAAACUUAUUUCCGAAAUUCAGUGAAGGUGGACGUAGAAUUUCUAAAAACGUAAAGUACGAAGAACAAGAUGAUCAUAAGCCAAUUAUUCAUUUGACAACGCAUAAACCAUUACAAGUAGACAAAGGAGAAAACGACGAAGAUAAAAAACUAUUUGAAGAUGAAUAUUCGUCGGAAUCAAAAAAUAUAGCAAAUAUAUCAAAAACACAAUAGUGCAAAACUUAAGACUUGAACUAAAAUAAUUGCAUUAGGUACACAUAAUUAAUACAAAAAUUAUUUUAAUUUAUAAACUAUUAUUAUAAG
Molecule: messenger RNA, 2040 nt
Organism: Acyrthosiphon pisum (pea aphid)
Lineage: Eukaryota; Metazoa; Arthropoda; Insecta; Hemiptera; Aphididae
Exons: 5
Coding region: 550-1950 (466 amino acids)
Source: RefSeq, a predicted model, not a curated record